Molecule: messenger RNA, 1538 nt
Organism: Lepus europaeus (European hare)
Lineage: Eukaryota; Metazoa; Chordata; Mammalia; Lagomorpha; Leporidae
Gene: COQ6
Product: coenzyme Q6, monooxygenase
Exons: 12
Coding region: 24-1433 (469 amino acids)
Biological process (GO): ubiquinone biosynthetic process
Cellular component (GO): mitochondrion
Molecular function (GO): oxidoreductase activity, acting on paired donors, with incorporation or reduction of molecular oxygen, NAD(P)H as one donor, and incorporation of one atom of oxygen; 2-octaprenyl-6-methoxyphenol hydroxylase activity; FAD binding
Source: RefSeq, a predicted model, not a curated record
CUCCGCCGGUGCAGAUCGGCGGCAUGGCGGCCCGGCUGGUCGUGAGCCGGUGGGCGGCUGCACCUGUGGCCGCCCGCGCAGGCCCGCUGGUCACCUGUCGCAGGUGGUCUGGCGCCGCCGCAGACACCGUGUACGAUGUAGUGGUGUCGGGCGGAGGCCUGGUGGGCGCUGCCAUGGCCUGUGCUUUAGGCUAUGAUAUUCACUUUCGUGACAAGAAGAUCCUUUUGAUAGAAGCCGGUCCAAAGAAAGUACUGGAGAAAUUGUCAGAAACUUACAGCAACAGGGUCAGCUCCAUUUCCCCCGGCUCUGCGACCCUGCUCAGUAGUUUUGGUGCCUGGGACCACAUCUGCAACAUGAGAUACAGAGCCUUUCGGCGGAUGCAGGUGUGGGAUGCCUGCUCAGAGGCCUUGAUAAUGUUUGAUAAGGACAACCUGGACGACAUGGGCUAUAUCGUGGAGAAUGACGUCAUCAUGCACGCCCUCACUAGGCAGCUGGAGGCUGUGUCUGACCGCGUGACGGUUCUCUACCGGAGCAAAGCCGUGAGCUAUACCUGGCCGUGUCCGUUUCUCAUGGCAGACUCCAGCCCUUGGGUCCAGAUUACCCUAGGUGAUGGCAGCACCCUCCAGACCAAAUUGUUGAUCGGUGCUGAUGGUCACAACUCGGGAGUUCGGCAGGCUGCAGGAAUCCCGAACGUUAGCUGGAACUAUGACCAGUCUGCGGUAGUGGCCACUUUGCAUUUAUCUGAGGCCACGGAAAACAACGUAGCAUGGCAGAGAUUUCUUCCCUCUGGGCCCAUUGCUCUGCUUCCGCUCUCGGACACCUUGAGUUCCUUGGUUUGGUCCACGUCCCACGAACAUGCAGCAGAGCUGGUCCGCAUGGAUGAGGAACAGUUCGUGGACGCCGUUAACUCUGCCUUUUGGAGUGAUGCCAACCACACGGACUUUGUCGACUCAGCUGGCAGCUUGCUGCAACACGCUCUCGCCCUUCUGAGGCCCACUAAGGUCUCAGCUCGCCAGCUGCCCCCAAGCGUAGCACGGGUGGACGCCAAAAGCCGAGUGCUGUUUCCCCUGGGGUGGGGACAUGCUGCUGAGUAUGUUCGGCCUCGAGUGGCCCUCAUUGGGGAUGCAGCCCACAGAGUCCACCCGCUUGCAGGACAAGGAGUCAACAUGGGCUUUGGGGAUAUCUCCAGCUUGGUCCAUCACCUCAGUAGUGCCGCCUUCAAUGGGAGAGACCUGGGCUCCAUGAGCCAUCUCACAGGUUAUGAAACAGAGAGACAGCGGCACAACACCGCACUUCUGGCAGCCACAGACUUACUGAAGAGGCUGUAUUCCACCAGAGCCACGCCGCUGGUGCUCCUAAGGACAUGGGGCCUGCAGGCCACCAAUGCAGUGUCGCCGCUCAAAGGACAGAUCAUGGCCUUUGCAAGCAAAUGAGUGCUCCUCUUCUGAGAGUAUGUUGAUGAGAAAAGACUAUUGCAGCCUAAGACCAUCAUACAUUUCCAAGCUUUAAGUUAAUAAAUUUGUUAAAAUUCUUGUCUC